Pisolithus orientalis is the source of this 1744-nucleotide messenger RNA. RefSeq lists its product as uncharacterized. Bases 164 to 1576 code for a protein of 470 amino acids. Lineage: Eukaryota; Fungi; Basidiomycota; Agaricomycetes; Boletales; Pisolithaceae. The transcript is spliced from 2 exons. The record is from RefSeq and is a predicted model, not a curated record.
GCUGUUGGCAACCACUGUAUGGAUCUAAACGAUAUUAAUAAAAGCCAAGAAGUAGACAAUAACCGGGGUGAACAACGCCCUCACAACGGCCCUCACUCCGCACCUGAGCGCGCACUACGCCAGCCAUUUCUAGGUGCUGCCCCCGGCCCCGAAUCAAAACCGGAUGCAGAAGUCAAGGUUACUCCUCCACGAGCAUCCACGCCUACUCCAACUGCAAGGACGCAGCCCUCCUCCCUUGCACGAGUGGGCUCCCAGACCCCUAAUGGUUCUAGGGUCGAACAAGUGCGGAGUGUCGACCUGGCCGCCUUCUCGGCCUCUACGUCACAGCAAGCCCUCUCGACCCACAAAUGGACUCCGCCCACGUCGAUCACUUCCCGCCCACCUCAUAUCCCUACCUGCAGGCCGAGAUACUUCUGCCCCCCAGUCCAUGUGGCCAAACUCACGAUAUGGUUCUCCCUUUUUCGCCCAGCCAAACCGUCAAGGUUACCCUGGGUUCGCACCUUCACUAUCCAACGUCAAGAGUGGAUCCGCACGCCCAUUCCCCACCUCAGCUUUCACUUUCACCCCGCCCCUGAACCUACCUCCGGCUCCUGCCCAAGCCUCUUCCGCUAAUGCUACAUUGCCACUACAUCGCGAGCCUGUCGAUAUUCUACUUAGCCCCCACCCACCUGAUGUUUCUCUUGCGGCUGCUCAGGGCUUAACUUCGAUUCUAUCGGCUAUGUCUGUUAAUCACGGGCUAGCGCUCGAGGUCGUGAUCGCAGUGUACAAACGUGCGGGGAGUCUGAAGGAGGCGGAUAGAGUGCUUGAAGGCAUGAGAGAGGCCGCCGAAGAAUGGGCGGAGAGAGCACUCAGGAAAAUGGGUAACCAUCGGGACUCUGACGAACGCGCAGAUACGGCCAAACACCGUGAAAUGGAAUCGUGGUACAGGAAAGAGGAUGAUGCUGUGGAAGAUGGCAGCACGCGGCAGUCUGUCAGCCGUCGAAGAAGUCGCAGGGAGUCGCAGCCUGGGAACAAACGGAUUACUACGGAACUGGAUUACGUUCUUGCUCGUCCUUCGGAUGAAACACCCGAGUAUAUGCCGCCUGAGACAACACGAGCCGCGAAGUGGAAACGCCACAGUACGGGACGAACCUCAAGAUCGCCCGUUGGUGUGCAUCAGAACGAAAACCCGAUCCAGAGCAGUAAGGACGACAACGAUGAAGGCGAGUGUGGACAGGUUGAGCAGAUGCUCGUUAAUGACGAAGAGGGGACCCUGAGCCACGUGGAAAUCCACCAGCUCUCCCACACCGACGAACCUCCCCGGGACCGUAUGCACAAAGAGCGAGAAGAAUAUCAUGAUAUCGGUGCACUACUGCAAACCAUGGAGCCGCAGGAGUUAGAAAAGAAGCUGGGGAAGGACAAUCUACGGCAACAAAUAGGCAAUUUGUUCAAUGCUAAUAGUACGCACUUGAGAGCAGUAUCUCAUCUACACUACAAGCACCCCAGAUAUUGGAGGCAUCAUACAUUAAACCCCUUGCAUCCCUAUCUUACAGUGUCUUGUAUUUUUAAAGCACACCACCGAGCUGUUGUGGCAUAGUCUUGGAUACACCAAGCCAUGUUUUACACUGGGAAACUGAGAUGCGCGCAACCGAAGUUUCGAAGUCGACUUGGAAAAAAAAGAAAGAAAGAAAGAAAGAAAGAAAGAGGAAGGUUAAGUGGCGGCUACGGGGAGAUCCCAGGUGCGUGCCCUGAAUCUCUCGCGGUC